UUUCUAUUGCUACUCGUAUGAGUAAGCAUCCUGAUGUUUUUAGAGAAGAUAAAGGGGUCAUGUUUUGUAAUUAUUGUGAUUUGUCUGUUGAAUGGAAAGCUAAAUCUACUGUCGAUGGACAUUGUAGUUCAAAGGGGCAUUUAAAAAACAAACAAAUGUAUGAAAAUAAAGAAAAAUCUAAAAAGCAAGUUACACUUGCUACUACUAUCACAUCCGAAUCAAAGAAAGAACUUAUUUCAAUUUUUAAAAAACACCUUAAAGAAGGUGGUGCAAUUCCUCAAGCUUCUACACUUUGA
Messenger RNA from Racocetra fulgida, 296 nucleotides. The record is from the annotation of a GenBank genome assembly. Lineage: Eukaryota; Fungi; Glomeromycota; Glomeromycetes; Diversisporales; Gigasporaceae.